Caenorhabditis elegans is the source of this 1581-nucleotide messenger RNA. It is a transcript of the gene C13C4.6, whose product is annotated as MFS domain-containing protein. The record is from RefSeq and is marked reviewed. Gene Ontology annotation, biological process: transmembrane transport. Gene Ontology annotation, cellular component: membrane. The transcript has 13 exons. Bases 96 to 1499 code for a protein of 467 amino acids. NCBI's taxonomy places the organism in Eukaryota, Metazoa, Nematoda, Chromadorea, Rhabditida, Rhabditidae. Gene Ontology annotation, molecular function: transmembrane transporter activity.
AGGACAGAAGGUCGGAUGGGAAAAGGUUUUCGUUCGACGGACAUCACACAAAAAAGUAUCACACCGCACCUCAUUCUAUUUACUUUGUUGAUAGAAUGGAAAAACAUUCGACUGAAAAUGAAUACAGAGUGUAUAAGGAACGAUGGUUUAUUCUUUUGGCGACUACUGCAUUGAUUUGCUCAAAUAUUAUGCAAUGGGUGAGUUUCUCGGCUCAAAUCGACCAAACAAAUAUGUUUUUCUGUGGCCCAAAUGAAUAUAAGAAUUGUUCAGCAGCCUUCCUAUCUAAUCAAAUCUAUCAGAUAGUUGCAGUAAUUGUGAGCAUUAUAGGAAUGUAUUUUGCAACAGUUUUUGGAACACUUCCAACUCUCCGUCUCUCAGCAGUUUUCAAUAUUGUUGGUGCAGCAAUCCGACUCAUUGCGUCACUUCCAAGCCUUCAAAACUUUUUCUGGAGACAGUUUUUAAUGAUUAUUGGAACUAGCAUUGCCGCGGCUGCUCAAAUGUAUUUCGUCGUCUUCUCGAAAAUUGCGGAAAGUUGGUUUUAUCCAAGACAUCGAGCUUCUGCAAAUGUUGCAUGUUCAAAUAGUCUUGAGUUAGGAGUUGUACUUGGAACUGUUUUACCAUCAAUUAUUGUACCAGCUUCUUUUACAAAAGACAUUGUCAGUUCCUGGACAUUUUUUCUUUUGAAUUCAAUAAUAGCAGUUGUAUGUAUAAUUCCAUUAUUUUUAUUAUUUGUUCUAUGCCGUCGAUCGGUUCCAAAAACGCCACCAUCAGCCUCAUCGCAACAUGAGUCAAGUGGUCCUGUGACAUCUGGUAUUUUUAAAUGUUUAAAGGAUCGUCAGUUUCUCAUUCAAAUAUUCGUUUAUUCAAUUAAUUUUGCAAUUGCAAAUGGCCUCAUUUAUACUUCUAAUGCCAUCAACUAUAGAGGUUAUAAUUUGAAAGGGUAUCCAAUAGCAAUCGCCACGAUGGUCUGCAUGUUUUCAGCCUAUUUCGUAGGAGUAAUUGCAGAUAGAACAAGAAAGUUCAAAUUGAUCGCAAUAAUAAACGCACUUGUUGUAGCCGUUUGUGUACUGGUACUUCGUCUGUAUUUAAUAAAAACUUAUACGGGAUGGUAUGAUUCAGUAAUUGUUUGUACACUUUUAAGCAUUAUCAUGUCCUGUUGUGCUAUACAUACACCGAUUGGAAAUGAGAUGGGAGUUGAGACAACUUACCCAGUUCAAGAAUCAAUUUCUACAGGAGUUUUGAAUACUUUCGGUCAAGCUUGGUUAUUCUGCUUAUAUUUUAUUAUGUAUUCUUUACAAGAAUCAAAUUGGGUUUACAAGAACAACCGUAAAGGAGGAAGCUGGGAAUUAGCCCUUGACUUCUGGGCAGGAAUGUCUAUUCUAAACUUUAUUGUGGCUGUAAUAUUCUUGAGACCCCGAUAUAACCGUUUACAAAUGGAAGAAGAAGCUCAAAAUACACGGGAAGCAAUUCGAGAUUCAGUGUAUACAAUUUGUAAGUAAUGAACUGCUUUUAUUUAUCAAUGAUGUAAAUAAUAAAAAAAUGAAUUUGCUGAAAAAAAUAAAGUCAUGAGAAACAGGAAAU